GAUAUCAGAAUGAUAUUCAUAUCUUUAUAACUUAAAUAAAAAUUAUGUGUCAGAAUAGCAGUAACCAUUUAAUAAACCACCGCCUGAACAGCUUUCGCGCGCUUCUAUCACAGACGCUGAAAAACAGAGAACAUCUUAAAAUCGAAACACUACAGAGAAAAGACGAAGGAUAGAGACAUGGCAUUAGCGGGAGCUGCUGGUGGCGAUGGGGCUCCAUCUCCCAAGAAACAUAAAUCCUCACCGUUUCAAGCCGCACAACAGAAAAUCUACAUCAUGGAAACACCAGAAAUCAGGAAAAACCCAACAGAUGCUAAAGAAUAUGCUGUUACAAACGUUCUAUCAACCACCACAGCAUUCAACACAAGACACGAACUCUACCUAACCAUCAAACAUCUCGAAAAAAUCAAAAAGUCAACUGGGAAAUGCCUACUCAUAAGAGGUUUUAGUCAAAGAGAUGAUCAUUCCAUAAGGAUAACUGACACCACCAUUGUCAUGGAUACUGCUAUGGAAAAGAGUAUCUCAACUGAAAUCAUCAAAACGCAUAUUGAACCGGACAUAUUAUCAAUUGCUGAAAUCAAGACAAAGCAAAAAGGAGACAGAGUUUCUGUCAAAGGCCAUGUAGACAAAAUUACCAACGUCUUGGAGACAAAAACAUCGAAAAGGAGGAUCAUCACAUUAACUGACCAAUCAGGAUCCCUUGACAUCAAAAUGUGGGGCUCUCACGUCAACAAACUCACCAACCAAUACGAUGAUAUAACUAUCAUAUGCCUAACAGUGGAUCUGUACAUGGGAAGAGUUUCACUAAACUCAAAUACAUCCACAACACUGCAGGUCAUGCAACAAGAGCAAUCAAUUCAUGGCAAAAUUGAAGCAGCCUCCUUUGAAAGAAAUCAAAUGUCAAUAAUGAUCAAUGACAUCAUCUAUAACUUGACUGAAGAGUUGAUGAAGAGAAUUUUCCCAGAAAUGAACUACAUCGACAAUAUGAGAGUGUCAAUCAAUGUCAAAGGAAACUCCAUUGUUCAAAUCAAUAUGGUUACAGCAGAAAAUGACUGGGAGCUACAGCUAGAACAACACGAAUGAAAACUACAAGGAACAUUUCAACUGUACCAAACAUAACUGUAUUACAUUUGACAAAAGAAUGUCAAUCAUUGAUGCCUUGUGCUUCCUAACUAGACCUGGUUUUAAGUUUGACUUGCAGGAACAAGAUUUGUUUUCUAUAUUUUCCUUUUUAAGUUUUAUAUCUGAAGCUUCUGUUUUAAAUUAGACCAAACCAUUAAUAAGUAUGGUUUGACUCAAAACCAAGUUUGGUUUUAGAUAUUUUGUUAUCCCUGGAUGUAUAAUAGGAUAUAGAAGUGAUUAAACAAAAGGAAUCAAAGUUGGACAAAACCAUGGAAUUUGACUGUAAAAAUCAGAGAAUUUUUACAAUAUUUUAUCUUCACAUUAUUAACCAAAAAAUGACAAUAUCAAUUGGGUAAAUAUAGAAAACUCAUAUAACAACCAUUUGUUUCGUAGAUUUAUGAUAUCUCAAAUUUACCACUUCAAAUUAACCAUACUGUUUUUGACAAUAGAAUGUCAAUACCUGAUUUCUUGUGCUUUCCUAUUAGACUCAAUUUAGCAUAAGCUUUGACUAAAGCAAAAAAAUUUAGAUUGUAGUUUUUCUCAUUUCGUCGAAAGUUUUGUUUAAAGUAAGACAAACAAGGUUAUUAAAUGUAAAUAUUUUAUUACAAUUUCCAUCGUUUGUAGAUUUUAGAUUUAUAUUUUUAUGUUUCUAAACUGAGAUACAUUUUACCAUCUCUUCUAAUCCACAAAAAAGACUUCCAUUUUGCAGUUAAAAAAUUCCAGUUUGAUCCUGAUUAUAGAUUUUAUACAACUUUUCAUAUCCACAAAAUAUGCAUUUUAAAAAAAAUCAAAAAUUUCUUUAGUUCAUUUGCUUAUCUGUACAGACACUAAAGUUUCUGGAAAAAACCCCCAUUUCUCCCCAUAUAUUUAGAAAUUCCAUAAUAAAAAAGGAAAAAAAAGUCUAUAUUAUUAUAAUGUUCUAAGAUUCAAAUUGCCUACCAUAGACUAACUGCAACUGUAUAUCGCAUGUCUUUCCCUUUUUUAAUUUUCUUCCGUCCAAUUCUGCUUAUAUUAUAAACACAUUAUACAACGAAAAAAUUGUUUACAUUUUACAAAACCUCAUUUACCAAUUGUAAACUGCUUGUAAAUAAAAACGAACGUUCAUUUUGUAAUGUGUUCAUGUGUAUUUGGAUACUAAUUUAUAUCAUGAUCUCUAUCUACAUAUUAUGAAAUGCAACAUAUCUUUAAUGACAGUAAACUUGGGUAGAACGGGAUAAUAUCGACCACCGGUCAAUUUCGACCACAUUACAAAAACU
Messenger RNA from Magallana angulata, 2375 nucleotides. RefSeq lists its product as uncharacterized. Bases 178 to 1080 code for a protein of 300 amino acids. NCBI's taxonomy places the organism in Eukaryota, Metazoa, Mollusca, Bivalvia, Ostreida, Ostreidae. The transcript has 8 exons. The record is from RefSeq and is a predicted model, not a curated record.